Molecule: messenger RNA, 876 nt
Organism: Hippocampus zosterae (dwarf seahorse)
Lineage: Eukaryota; Metazoa; Chordata; Actinopteri; Syngnathiformes; Syngnathidae
Product: cholesterol 25-hydroxylase-like protein 2
Exons: 1
Coding region: 1-876 (291 amino acids)
Biological process (GO): cholesterol metabolic process; sterol biosynthetic process
Molecular function (GO): steroid hydroxylase activity; C-4 methylsterol oxidase activity; iron ion binding
Source: RefSeq, a predicted model, not a curated record
AUGUUCUUUCCAGCCGAGGUGGUUUCAUCCCGGAUGUCAGGGGCGAGCAACGUGACUGCGGGCCCCCCCGGGUCCAGUUUGGUCCUCCAGCCAGCCUGGGACUACCUUCGCCAGAACCACCACAACCUCCUUAGGAGCCCGUUGUUCCCCGUGGCACUCUCUGUCUCCACUUACUUCCUCUUGGUUGGGGUCUACACGGCGCUGGACCUGCUGGCCCCCGCCUGGCCCAGCGUCAACCGCUACCGGCUGCAUCCGGACAGACCCGUCACCUGGCCGGCCAUUGGGACCACGCUGGGUGUCACCGCCUACAACCACAUGCUCUACAUCUUCCCUGCCGCUGUGGGCCAGUGGCUGUGGAGGCCACCCACCCCACUGCCUCCCCAGGCGCCCACCCUUUGGGAGUUCUCCCUGGGGAUCCUGGGCUGCAUGCUGGUCUUCGACUUUCAGUAUUACCUCUGGCACCUGCUGCACCACCGCGUCCCCUGGCUUUACCGCACCUUCCACGCAGUGCACCAUGAGUACCGGCGCCCAUUUAGCCUGGUCACGCAGUACCUGUCGGGCUGGGAACUGGUCAGCGUGGGCUUCUGGGCCACAGUGGAUCCGGUUCUGCUGCGGUGUCACUGCCUCACCACGUGGGGCUUCAUGGUCGUCAACGUCUACGUGUCCACCGAGGACCACUGCGGCUAUGACUUCCCGUGGUCCAUGCACAACUUGGUGCCCUUCGGCCUCUGGGGGGGCGCCCCAAAGCAUGACGCCCACCACCGGUGGCCCGCCACUAACUUUGCGCCUUUUUUCUCCCACUGGGACCAGCUGGGGGGCACCCACAUGGUGCCGCCCACCAGCGGGCACGGCUCCGAUGGUGAUCCGAAGGACUAA